This is a messenger RNA of Protobothrops mucrosquamatus (brown spotted pit viper), 817 nucleotides long. RefSeq names its product interferon induced transmembrane protein 10 (gene IFITM10). The record is from RefSeq and is a predicted model, not a curated record. Lineage: Eukaryota; Metazoa; Chordata; Lepidosauria; Squamata; Viperidae. Gene Ontology annotation, cellular component: plasma membrane. The transcript has 2 exons. The annotation marks the transcript as partial.
CUCACAUCUUUUCCCUUCCUGACCCUCCCCACUUUCUCCAUCACUCUCAUUCUCAGGGGAACAUACUUUCCUUGGAUAUACUUGUGUAAACUGGGGGUUGCCAUCACGGAGAGACCACAGGAACCCCCCUUGGGCCCUCCAUGUCCCCUUGACGGGGCUUUCUGGACUCGAAGACCCCCUCAUGUACCCCAGCAGGGGUGCUUUGCCUGCAUCUCCAAGACACCCCCCAUACAGCAAGGGUCCCCUGUGCUGUCUCCCUCUUCUGCUGUGUGCCUGAUGGAGAACAAGACCUGCAAAGGGGACAGCCUGAGACCACCGGUGCAAUGCAAACACUCCGUGGAGAAGAAAACGAUGACUAAUCCCACUGCUGUAAUUGAAAUCUAUCCAGACACCACUGAAGUGAAUGAUUAUUAUCUCUGGUCCAUCUUCAACUUUGUAUACCUCAAUUUCUGCUGUUUGGGCUUCAUUGCCUUGGCAUAUUCUCUGAAAGUGCGAGAUAAAAAACUCCUCAACGACUUGAAUGGUGCUGUUGAAGAUGCCAAGACCGCCCGCCUUUUUAACAUUACCAGCUCGGCACUUGCCACCUUCUGCAUCAUUCUUGUCUUUAUCUUCCUACGAUACCCACUCACUGACUACUAAAACAUGGCUCAGCCAUUGCUGUUCAAAGUCCUCCAUGCCAGAAGUAGCUGCCGUGGAGUUUCUCACAUAAGGGACACAAACAACAAAACUCCUACAUAGCCCCCCCUCUUAAUGGCAGAUGCCCCCUCUCCUCAAUACUAAAUAUGCUGCAAGCUUCAACAUAUAUUCACCCCCUGCC